GUCGCAAUGGACUCUCCCAGCGCUCGGUGCGUGUGGCGGAGGCUGCAGCGCUGACGCCGGGCUGGUACCCGCGGGCUGCUCCUGCUGGAUCCCCACGAGCAUCCUUCCUCCUCGGAGCAUCCUUCCUCCUCGCAGCCGGCGCUGGAGCGGACCACGCGCUGACACAGGUGUGGGCCCCGCGGAUGGGUAGCGCUGCUGCCCAACCCUCCGCAUCCGACUGCGGCCCCCAGGCGUGAGGGCUCAGCCCCGACACAGAGACCGCCCCCAAAGUCCCACGCCGCCGCCCCAACCCAACGUCGCCAUGGAUGAGAGCUUCCGAGACCGGACGGCGUUCAUCCGCGGCGCCAAAGACAUCGCCAAGGAGGUGAAGAAGCACGCGGCCAAGAAGGUGAGCAAAGGCAUGGACCGCGUGCAGGACGAGUACACCAAGCGCUCCUACAGCCGCUUCGAGGAGGAGGACGACGACGAGGACUACGCGCCGCAGGACGGCUACUACCGGGGCGGUGAGGGGGCGGCCGAGGAGGAGGGGGCUUCCAGCGAUGCCACCGAAGGGCACGACGAGGAGGACGAGAUCUACGAGGGCGAGUACCAGGGCAUCCCGCGGCAGGACUCGCUGAAGGGCGGCGAGAGGCUGGGGGGCGAGGUGACCCCCGGGGCCUUCGAUGACAGCGAGGGGCAGCGGCGCAAGGACAAGGAGGAGCUGGCGCAGCAGUACGAGCUCAUCCUGCAGGAGUGCGGCCACGGGCGCUUCCAGUGGAGCCUCUACUUCGUGCUGGGACUGGCGCUGAUGGCUGACGGCGUGGAGGUGUUCGUGGUGGGCUUCGUGCUGCCCAGCGCCGAGAAGGACAUGUGCCUCUCCGACUCCAACAAGGGCAUGCUGGGGCUCAUCGUGUACCUGGGCAUGAUGGUGGGCGCGUUCCUGUGGGGCGGGCUGGCCGACCGCCUGGGCCGAAGGCAGUGCCUCCUCAUCUCCCUCUCCGUCAACAGCGUCUUCGCCUUCUUCUCCUCCUUCGUCCAGGGCUACGGCACCUUCCUGUUCUGCAGGCUGCUCUCGGGCGUGGGCAUCGGCGGUUCCAUCCCCAUCGUCUUCUCCUACUUCUCCGAGUUCCUGGCGCAGGAGAAGCGCGGUGAGCACCUGAGUUGGCUCUGCAUGUUCUGGAUGAUCGGCGGCAUCUACGCCUCCGCCAUGGCCUGGGCCAUCAUCCCGCACUACGGCUGGAGCUUCCAGAUGGGCUCGGCGUAUCAGUUCCACAGCUGGAGGGUCUUCGUCCUGGUGUGCGCCUUCCCCUCCGUCUUCGCCAUCGGGGCGCUGACCACUAUGCCCGAGAGCCCCCGCUUCUUCCUGGAGAACGGCAAGCACGACGAGGCCUGGAUGGUGCUGAAGCAGGUGCACGACACCAACAUGAGGGCCAAGGGCCACCCCGAGAGGGUCUUCUCGGUGACCCACAUCAAGACCAUCAAGAGGGAGGACGAGCUGAUCGAGAUCCAGGCGGACACGGGCGCGUGGCACCGCCGCUGGUUGGUGCGCUGCCUCAGCCUCUCGCAGCAGGUUUGGAGCAACUUCCAGCAGUGCUUCGCGCCCGAAUACCGCCGCAUCACCCUGAUGAUGAUGGCCGUGUGGUUCACCAUGAGCUUCAGUUACUACGGGCUGACGGUGUGGUUCCCGGACAUGAUCAAACACCUGCAGAACAUCGACUACGCCUCACGCACCAAACUGUUCACCCGCGAGAAGGUCCGGCACUUCACCUUCAACUUCACCCUGGAGAACCAGAUCCACCAGGGCGGGGAGUACUUCAACGACAAGUUCAUUGGGCUGAAGAUGAAGUCGGUGACGUUCGAGGACUCUCUGUUCGAGGACUGCUACUUCGAGGACAUCACCUCCAGCAACACCUUCUUCAAGAACUGCACCUUCAUCUCCACCAUGUUCUACAACACAGACCUCUUCGAGUACAAGUUCAUCAACAGCCGCGUGCUGAACAGCACCUUCAUGCACAACAAGGAGGGCUGCCAGCUGGACUUCAGCGAUGACAACAACGCCUACAUGAUCUACUUUGUCAGCUUCCUCGGCACCCUGGCCGUGCUGCCCGGGAACAUCGUCUCAGCGCUGCUCAUGGACAAGAUCGGCCGCCUCCGCAUGCUGGCCGGCUCCAGCGUGAUGUCCUGUGUGAGCUGCUUCUUCCUGUCCUUCGGGAACAGCGAAUCUGCCAUGAUUGCACUGCUCUGCCUCUUCGGUGGCGUCAGCAUCGCCUCCUGGAACGCCCUCGAUGUGCUCACCGUGGAGCUCUACCCCUCCGACAAGAGGACGACGGCGUUUGGGUUCCUCAACGCUCUCUGCAAGCUGGCGGCCGUGCUGGGCAUCAGCAUCUUCACCUCCUUCGUGGGCAUCACCAAGGCUGUGCCCAUCCUGCUCGCCUCCGCCGCCCUCGCCCUGGGCAGCUCCCUGGCCCUCAAACUGCCCGAAACGCGUGGGCAGGUCCUGCAGUGAUGGGUGGGGGGGGGGGAAAAA
Gallus gallus (chicken) is the source of this 2506-nucleotide messenger RNA. It is a transcript of the gene SV2A, whose product is annotated as synaptic vesicle glycoprotein 2A-like. Gene Ontology annotation, molecular function: transmembrane transporter activity. Gene Ontology annotation, cellular component: membrane. The transcript has 13 exons. The coding region runs from base 302 to 2485 and encodes 727 amino acids. NCBI's taxonomy places the organism in Eukaryota, Metazoa, Chordata, Aves, Galliformes, Phasianidae. The record is from RefSeq and is a predicted model, not a curated record. Gene Ontology annotation, biological process: transmembrane transport; chemical synaptic transmission.